Messenger RNA from Malus domestica (apple), 1995 nucleotides. Its product is annotated as COP1-interactive protein 1. Gene Ontology annotation, molecular function: actin binding. The record is from RefSeq and is a predicted model, not a curated record. NCBI's taxonomy places the organism in Eukaryota, Viridiplantae, Streptophyta, Magnoliopsida, Rosales, Rosaceae.
AGUUAUUUCCUUUCCCAUUUUUCAAUUUUUAACUCCCAAAAUCCUGCUUUUUUUUUUUCAUUAUUUUUUGGUUUUUGAGGGAAAAAGAUCUUAAAUUCUGCUCCAAUUGCAAUCGAAAUAUUUCUUUUUAGAUCAUCUGAGCUCAGAUAAAAUUGAUCCGCUAGGUGAAAAUGACAUUCCAGUUUCAGGUCUUAGAUAUGUUGCGAGCAAGACGGAUGGAGAAAUGUGUUUGUGUGUGGUGAGUUUUGAGUAUUUGCUGAAGUAUCCAAAAUAGAGAUGAUAAAACAUCGCUGGAGAGAGCUAGCUAAGUCCUUUAAUAAUCAUGUUGAUCCUGAAACAACUGAGCGGCUGAAGAGGACUAAAACAGAAAUUGAAAACAAUGUGACAAGGAUCUUCAAGCUUAUAAAAAUCGAAGACCAAGGGAAGAAGGAUGUAAACCGAAAAGAUUUGAAGCAAGAGUCGGAACUUGUUGCACUCAUUGAGAACUUCUACCAACAGUACCAGUCACUAUAUGCUUUAUAUGAUCAUCUAGUAGGAGAGUCUGGGAGAAUCGUUCAUGGCAAGAAAGAACAAAAAGGUUUUUCCAUGUCUCCCCCAAGCUCAGAUUCCGAAUAUUAUUCCUCAGAAGACGUUGAAGGUAACAAUGCCAGAUUGGAAAGAGCUGACAGCAUCAAGCAUGAACUUAAGAACGAAUAUUCCGAAGGAUCUGGUGAUCUGAAGCGAAAAUCGGUCUCUGAAAAUGGAGAAAAGGAGGCGAUAAAUUCAGAAUAUUUGGCAGCAUUGAGAAAAAUAAAACAAUCAGAAAUUGUAGACAAUGAUCUGAAGGAUGAAAAAGUAAGAGAACUCUCAGCUCUUGUCGAAGCGCAUGAGGCUCAUGGGAAUCAUUCCUCAGCUCGGGUAAAAGAGUUAGAGGGACAGUUAACAGGCUUUAAAAUGGAGUUGGAAUCCUUAUGCAGCCAGAAAAGAGAUUUGGAAGCAUGGAAAGAAGGUAAAUCUGCUGAAGCUAAACAGCUAGGAGAUAAAAAUAUCGGACUACAUGCGCGAAUUUUGGAACUUGAGUUAGUUUUAAAAGAAAGAGAGGAUGAAUUAUCUGAUUUCAAGAACAAACUCAAGGAAAAUGAGGAGAGCUCAGCGUCGAAAAUUUCAGACUUGAUGACACAUGCCGAAAAUAUGCAACAGGAAGUUGAUUCGUUGUGUGCGCAAAAAGGUGAAAUGGAGAAACAGAUGGUGAGUAAGAAAAAUGAAUCAGCGACGCAAGUCAAAGGCUUAAGUGAGCAGGUCAAUGCAAUGCAGAAGGAAUUGAAGAUCCUGCACCAGCAGAAAAUUGAAUCACAAGCACAACUGGAUGAGAAGAAUAAAGAAAUCUCCAAUCAUCUGCAACAGAUGGAAAUUCUGAGAGAGGAAUUAACAAAAAAGGACACGGUUGAGAGGAAAAUGAUGGAAGAAAAAGGAAGUUUUCUUGUGAAAUUGAAUGACUUGGAAUCGGAAGUGAACUCUCUACGCAACAAAAAAAGGAAUGUGGAAAAGCAGAUUAAAAACAGAAACCAUGAGAACAGCAAGUUGAGACAGGAAAAUGAAAGUCUUCUUUCUAGAAUUUUCAGGUUGGAGAACUUUGACUGAGAGAGGGGAUGAGAUUUACGCUCUUCGUGGAGAAUGCGAGCAUGGAAAGAACGAAGCUUCUGCUCGACUUACUGAAUUCACGACGCAGGUCAGCAAUUUGAAACAGGAAAUGGAUUCCUUGCAGGCUCAGAAAAGCCAGUUGGACUUGCAGAUUGAGAUACAGAACAAGCGCUAUUUGGAAAAACUGACUGAGAUGGAAAAUCUAAACGAUAACUUGACAGACAAGAUUGGCCAAAUUGACAGAGAUAACCAGAAGUAUUUGGAAAUACUGAGUGAGAAGGAAAAUCAAAACCAUAAUUUGACAGUCAAGAUUUCCGAUCAGCAGAAAAUUAUCAAGAAACAUGAAGAAACUUUCAAGAAGUUCAACAAGGAGCA